AUGGUGUUCUCAGAUAUUCCAGAACCUUUAAACCCAUCAGACUACACUUAUGGUCAAAGUAAGCCACUUUGGAUAUACCCAGGUUUAUCCUCAAAAUACUAUCAAUAUAGCACUCUAUUACUGAUUCACAUCACCUACGAAAGUCCUGCUUACCAACUACAAAUACGUCGUGCAUUUGGAAUAUGUGAUGAUGAGCCAACCAGCUGUACAAAAGGAUGCGAUCAUGAUAUACGAAAUCGAUUAUUUUGUUAUAAAAGCUGCCCGGUGGACGACAAAAAGUGUAAAUCUUCACAGUGGGAUUCAUGUACAUUUAAACAAAACUAUCAAGGUCAUUGGAAUUUCAUCGAGUCAACAUCAAAUAAAAACUAUCCUUCCUCUGAAUCACAUAAACCUAAAUGGGUUAGUCUAAUCUUUGGUGAGAACUAUCUUAUUUUCAUGGGUGAAACGAAUGAAUCUUAUUUGUGUAUACGAGAAGUACGUGAAGUUAUCCAAGACUGGUUUAUAAUUAGAUCAAGAAAACAAGCUAAUGGAUGUCAACCAAGAGAUAUUUGUCUAGAGUUAUUUCAAAGUGGCAUUCGCCGUUCACUUGAUUUGCAUAACACUAACGCAAUGGAAUUUCGACUAUCUCAAAGUAAAAAAUAUGGAUCAAAUGUUAAAACAUUGUGCAGUUUUGAAUCUCAGUCAUUCAGUUUAAAUAACAAAGCAAAAGAAUCAUCUACGGCACUCAUAUUAGUCAGAAAUAUUGAACCAUUUCAAAUGUCAGAUCCAUACAGUGAUCCUCCUGUAAAAUGUGGAUUAUAUCAAAUGAGACUUGUUGGAACAAUGAAUAUAAAUGCUGAUUAUUUAAUAAAUAAAUGGAAAUUAACUGGAAUUAUUUCAUCAGACAAAAUACAUCAUGAACAGUUUCAAAUACUUAACAGUAAUAAUAAAUCUCAAUAUAUUCAAUCUGUAAAUAUGCAUCAUGAUCAAUUGUCUACAAAAAUGAAAUAUGAUUAUUUAGGAUACAGAAUAAAUCGUUAUAAAAAGUCACCAUCAUAUAAUUUAGUCAAAAAUACAGAUUUUAUGUAUACUAAUCCUUUGAUUCAUAAUAAAAUCACGAAGACGUUUAUUUCAUGCCAUAUCGAAAUAAGUGACUUUAAUAGAACUCAUGGUUCAACAGGAGAAUUUGGAAAUAGAAUUUGGAUUCAUAAUGAUUGUUUAUAUCAGCAAAUUCAAAGUUCCUUUAAUACAAGUCAUGUAUGCCUAUCAGCGUAUAAUAUCAUACCAGUUGGAUUUAAUGACAAGAGACAAUUAAUCUUGAUAACUUAUCAUAUUAUAACGAAAACAUACUAUUGUUGGAUAUUUAAAGAAAUUAAACAGAAUAAUAUUCAAAGGUAUUUAGUUUUUCUAUUCGAUACACCACAAUGUCAAUAUCAUCGACUUCCUUCAGGUGAUAUACAAAUCAAUGAAGAAGAAGCAAUAGCUCAUAUCAGUUUAACAUCAGCUACUUGUAUUAAUUGCGCAUUUAAAUCUGAUCAAAAUUCUAAAGAAUAUUCUCAUAGUAAAAAUUUAAAAAGACCUAAUGUAUUACGUAUUCAAACGAAUCAAUUAAAACAACAACGUCAAUCACAACGUGCUCUACGUCAAAGUAUACAAUUCAAUUUGAAAAAUAUUAAUUGGAGAAAUCAAAUAGAUUUAUGUACAUUUCGAAUAUUGAUUUGUUUAUCAUUUAUGAUUUAUUUUGUAAAUACAUUUAUUUAUUUAUAA
This is a messenger RNA of Schistosoma mattheei, 1746 nucleotides long. NCBI's taxonomy places the organism in Eukaryota, Metazoa, Platyhelminthes, Trematoda, Strigeidida, Schistosomatidae. The record is from the annotation of a GenBank genome assembly.